This is a messenger RNA of Amphimedon queenslandica, 4948 nucleotides long. RefSeq lists its product as uncharacterized. Bases 1048 to 4803 code for a protein of 1251 amino acids. The transcript is spliced from 2 exons. Lineage: Eukaryota; Metazoa; Porifera; Demospongiae; Haplosclerida; Niphatidae. The record is from RefSeq and is a predicted model, not a curated record.
AGGAGGAGGAGGAGGGAGAAGUAGAAGAAGUUAAAGGUAUUGUACUAAAUGAGUCAAUAUUAGAUGAGAUGCUUCAGGAUAAAGAUGGAGUUAAUUUAAAUGCUAGCAUUAAUACGUCUUCUUCUCUUUCUCCUUUGAAGAAUGAACUCAAUCAUGAUGAAGAUGUAUCAACUUUAGUCAACUCUCCACGAGUGAGAGUUAGGGAAGAUGAUGAAUUGAAUCAGACACUUUUAUCAUCUGAUCUUGAAGAAAGAAAUGAAGUUCAAAGAAUCCUUCAAACACUCUUAAAGAAGCCACCCAAUGAUGAUGAUAAUCAUUCCUUAAGUACAGAUGAUGGAAGAGAUGAACAGAUACUUCACAGUAUCAGUCCUACACUUGAUACAACUGACAGUACAACAGUAAAGGAAGAGCUUGCCUUGGGGCAAUGCAGUGAAAAUGAUAGUCUCUCUGAAUCUGAUGAAUCUUUAAAUGAUGAGCUUCAAGACCAUUGUCAUCAUAGGAGGAUUGACAGAGACAAGUUACCUGUCUAUUACAAACCUGAGCAAGAACUGACAGAUAAGCUGAGGUAUCUCAGAUUGCUUGCUCUCUCUCGUGGCUCUCCAAAAAAACUCAAAGAAGAAGAAGAGGAGGAGAGAAUUGAACUAUUGACAGAAAAUGCCGGACAAGAUGAGAGAUCAAAAGGAAUGAAAUAUUGUAAUUAUCCACUUGUGACAACUCCAGAGAGGGACAGACUCCAGCGUGCUUUCUAUAAUCAGGACCAUUAGAUUUUUAAUAAGACAUAGAUACAUAUUAAUAUCAAGAAUAUGAAUAUAUACACAUAAUGCAGUUGUUUAUUCUACGUUUUAUGAUCGUUUUAUGUGUCUAAUGAAAGGGAAACACCUGCAGUUCUACAAACUUUCAAAAUGUUAAAUAAACACAAUCAUCAAAAAGAGUUUGCACAACAGUCAGUGAUGAACUGCAUACAUAUAAUCACUGAGCAGGUAGCAGUAUAUAAAGCAGUAAUACUAGCACUCUCUGUGUCAUUUCUGGUAUGUUUACUGCAGGAUUAUGAAGUUUUGCUUUGCACUCAGUGUCUUGUUAGUAGCCAACAUUGCACUAUCUUCUGCUGCUACUGAUCACUACAUUAGCAGUAAUGAGGAGCUCUGGCAUUACCUGUGUAGCAGUGACUCACCAGUACAGGAUAAUACAACACUGUAUCUCACCAAAGGAACAUAUGAACUAAAGAACACUGCAGGUUUCUGCAUUCUGAGAGAUGUUCAGAAAUUGAAGAUACAAAGUUUACGAACUGGUCAGACUUCUCUCAUAACUUGUUUGUCCACUAUCAGGGAUAUCUCAACUGUGGGUUUUGGAUUUGUUAAUGUCACUGGUAUAGAACUACACAAUAUUAAGUUCAAAGGAUGUGGUGCUAUUCUCACUCUUGAAGCAAUCGAACAAAUGAAUGAAACUCAUCCAUACUUCUUUUACGAGCAGAAAGCCACACUAGCCUUCAAUCACUGUAAGGACAUGAAUCUGGUGAACAUUAUUAUACACUACUACAUUGGAUAUGCAGUUUUACUAAUGAACCCACUAGGUACAUCAAAUGGUAUACGUGGAAUGUCAAUUAUGUAUGGAAUCUUUAUUUCACGUAGUUCAUGUCAUUCUGGCACUAAUAUAUGCUCUGGCUCUGGCCUGAUGUGUUUGUUUAAAGAUACGAAUACAACCUUUGAAUUAGCUACACCAUCAGAGGUCAGUUUCACCAAUUCAGCUGUUAGAAUGAAUGCUAACAUCAUUCACAACAUCCCUCCACUCAACCUCAUACCACACCAUCAGUUCUGUAGGCUACCAUUGCUAGGAUCUGGUGGCAUCACUAUCAUAUUCAAUCAAACAUUUGGUGCUUCCUUCACUUCUACUGAUACUAUUCUUGAUGUAUGUGCAGGCAGCAUUGCUGGAUCUUCACUCAUUCUCUAUUACAAUGGUAUGUUUAAUUCCAGAGUAUCAUUUUUUUCCAUAGAUGCCUUUAACUUGAUCCAUAUGCCUGACUCUCUUCAAGAAGGUGGCAACGGAAUUGCUGUUUACUCUUUCCUGUGUGGCCAGUGUCCUGUUACUGAAACUAGCUUGUAUAAGACUCCAUUGCUAAUAAAGGAUUCAUUUGUAAGAGGAACUGGAUCAUAUGAUGCAGUGAUUAAACGCUCACAUACAAAAUAUAGUAGUAACUUGUUUUUAAAUAUUUUUGAAGCUUGUGGCCCUUCAAAGUUAUUGAUUAUACUAGAGAGAGUACGGUUCCGAUGGAGCUAUGCUUCAGUAUCAGGAUCAGCAACGUAUGCCUUCAUCAGUCAUAAACUCAAGGAUUCAACCAGUGCAAGUGUUUCACUGGUUUUUUCAAAAAUUCUAGCUCGUGAAUGUGCAAAAGGUAACAAUAUCUAUGGCAUAUAUUCAAACGUACCCUGCUUCACGUUUAUUAACUGGAACAAUGUAACUAUAUCUGGUGGAAGAUUCUGGGAGAACAAUGCACCAGUGAUAGCUGCUUACAACAGUGAGGUAUACCUGACUGGGGCUGUAUCAUUUGAGAGGAACAAAGGUGUGAAUGGACCUGCAGUUUACCUUCAGUCUUCUUACCUUGUACUACAAGAACCUCUCAAUGCAUCCUUCAUUAGGAAUGCUGCUCUUCUUUAUGGUGGUGCCGUUUAUGCUCACAAUAUACCAGCCCCUGUUACCCACCAGAGGUGUGCUCUUCAGGUGAAGCCUAUCCAUCAAUACACUAAUGACACUGAAUUGAAUAUUAAUUUACAUUUCAUGGAUAACAAAGCAGGACUAGCUGGAGUUUCAAUGUACAUAGUACCACUUUAUAACUGUUCUCAAAUAUUCCCUUCACUAACUAAUCCAUCACGUUUCAAUUGGUCAAGUAUCACAACUUUCAAAGCAAGAAAUCCUUUCAAAGGUCUUCAAGAAAUUUCCUCCGGGCCCUUUAAGAUAUGCUCAUGCAGUUAUAGCAAUGAUGCCACUAGUUUAAAGAUAUCCUGUUCGUAUAAUGAGGUAUCAAGCAUCAUUCACUCGUAUCCUGGAAUGAUGAUAUCAGUUCCAUUGUGUGCUGUUGAUUCAUCAGGUAGUAUUGUCUAUUCUGCUGCCGUUGCUUCCAUCAAUAAUGACAAACUGACUAAGAAGAGUCCAAUACAGAAUGACCUAUACCUGCUGCAUCAUCAGACACUUUCUCCAUUAUCUGGCCAGGACUGCACUUAUGUUAGUUAUAAUGUUUAUAGCAGAUCAAACACUUUAAGACAUUCUCUUUUUUCUGUUGCUAUACCAUUCAGUUCCCCGUCAUGGUCUGCUUAUCUAUUCGUACACCCUUGUCCUCUUGGCUUUGUGUUAAAUCAAGGUGAAUGUAUAUGUGAUCCAUUGCUCACUGGCCUAAUACCAAACAUACACUGUAAUAUCAGCAAUACUUCAAUAUCAUUAGUCACUGAUGGCCAGUGGAUGGGUAAUGCAUCAAACUCACUAGGUCUCUCUUUUGUUUGUCCUCCUACCAACUGUCAGAGGGGGCUCUCCUACCUUAAUAUGACUGAUCCUUCAUCAUUAUGCACUGAUACUAAAGAAGGAGUGUUGUGCAGUCAGUGUCGCAUUGGUCUCUCUGUAGUAUUUGGCACUAGUCAGUGCUUGGAGUGUUCAAGUAUUUGGCUGUUGAGUCUUUUUGGAUAUGCACUCUCAGGAAUAGUACUGGUAGCCAUCAUGUUGUAUCUUCCUUUAACAAUAUCUGAAGGGCCACUAGCUGGCAUUAUCAUUGCAAUGAAUAUAACUGCAGCAUCAACCUUUGACCUCCAGGAGGAAAGGCAGGGCUGGUUCUUGUAUGUAGUUAGAGUCUGUGUAUCAGUGGUGAACCUUAGUUUGGGCUUCCCUCUCUGUUUUUAUGAUGGCAUGACUCCUCUCAUCAAGACUGGGCUCUUGUUUGCUUAUCCCAUAUAUUUAUGGAUUCUGAUCAUUGGAUUCAUAAUAUUUAGUCAUUUUUCAACUCGCGUCUCCAAUAAAACUGCAAUGCAUUCGGUACAGGUACUUGCAUCACUAAUGUACUUGUCAUUCUCAAAGAUACUAAUGACCAUCAUUGAUAUCAUUGCUUACAUACCAGUCCACACUUCCUCCAGCAGUGGCACAGUUAUAGUGUGGUAUGGUGAUGGCAGUGUGCUCUAUCUCUCUAACAAUGGACACAUCCUCCUCUUUACUUUCUCUCUCCUAGCUCUACUACUCUACAUCUUUCCCUUCAUAGUGUUUGUUACUUUUGGUCAAUGGCUACUGAGAGUGAGUCUAAUAAAUAAGUACAUGAGGCAGUAUAUUGAAGCAUUUCAAGGUCCUUACAAACACGGGAAAGGCUAUUGGUUUGGCCUAAGAGUAAUACUAGUCUCUUAUGUGUACAUGAUGUGGAGUCUCCUGAGAGGAUACAGCCUCAUUUCAAUGCUGUUUCUCCAGUUCAUUCCUAUUCUUUUAUUCUGUGUCUCUCAGUCCCUCUUUAGGCCAUUCAGGAGUAAAGUCCUCAAUGGAAUGGAUACUAUUUGUCUCCUUUUGUCAACUCUUCAGAUUGUGCUGGGAAUAUCUUUUGCACGAAGCAGUGCUAAUUAUUACUUGUAUUGCAUUGGAUUUAUUAACAAUGUGCUAUUUUUAGCAUUAAUGGGUACAUGUCUUGUACAGUUAUUAAAGAAAAGCAGGUUUGCAUCAUGGAUACUGUUGAACUACUCCACCAAGAAACAUGUCAAAUGUCGUCAAGAGAAAGAUGAUGACGAAACUGAUGAAGCCAGGAGACUUUUGGCAGAUUUGCCUGAUGAGGAGUGGCUCAAUUAAGCAUGAAUGAUAAUAGUCAUGACUUUGAUGUUUAUUAGUAAGAAGCCUUAUGUAGACUAAUGUUGAUAUUAAUGUGUGUAAUAUUUUGGCAUUGCAUUAAGUAUUGAAAAAAAAACCAAAUAAUUAUGAUGAUUAUAAUUAAAGU